Messenger RNA from Periconia digitata, 1728 nucleotides. Lineage: Eukaryota; Fungi; Ascomycota; Dothideomycetes; Pleosporales; Periconiaceae. The record is from the annotation of a GenBank genome assembly.
CAUUUCAUAUCUCGAGGAUACGUAUUGGUUGCAUCCACAGCAUUUUACCACCUCGCAUCUGCCGCCAUCAUGAUAAUACAGAUCGCUGCUCUUCCGCUUUUUGUGCCCUUCGCCGCAGCUCUCAGCCAUGAUGGAAGGAGUGCUGGAGAGAGGCUUUCGGAACGAGCUGCGGCUAAGAAAGUCGCCAUCAUAGGCGCCGGAGCAGCAGGCUCAUCCGCCGCCUUCCACCUCGCCCAGUACGCCCGCGAAGCCGAUAUCCCCACGCAAAUCGAUGUAUAUGAGCGAUCUAGCCAUGUUGGCGGCCGCAGUACCACCAUUAGUCCAUGGGAUUAUCCCCAGUACUCCGUCGAACUGGGAGCAUCCAUUUUUGUUGAAGUCAACCACAUCCUCAUGAACGCCAGCCGCGACUUUGGGCUGAGAACCGCGACGCGAACGGUCCACGAUGAUGAAGGCAUGGCAGAUCUUGCUAUAUGGAACGGAAACGAAUUUGUAUACACCAUGACCGACGAGGGGGGUUGGUGGGACAUGGCGAAACUGUUCUGGAGAUACGGGUACGCGCCCGUCAAGACCAACUCGUUAAUGAAGGAUACCGUGGGCAAGUUUCUGCGACUCUACGAGAAACCGCUGUUUCCAUUUAAGAGUCUGAGUCAAGCGGUGCAGGAUGUUGGACUGGUCGAGGUCACAGGCUUAACCGGGGAGCAGUUCCUGAAGAAUAAAGGCGUGGCGGAUUUGUUUGCGAAUGAAAUCAUACAAGCCAGUACGCGCGUCAACUACGCCUCGAAUCUGGGCUCCAUUCAUGGGGUGGAGACAAUGGUAUGCAUGGCCGCCAAUGGAGCUAUGCAAAUUGAAGGUGGGAAUUGGAAGAUCUUUGACAACAUGCUAUCGUCUUCAUCAUCCAUCUCUACCCACCUCCAAACCACCAUCACACACAUCUCCAAGCAGCCCAAUGGAACCUAUGUCCUUACCCUACCGACUGGCGACACCAAAACUUUCGACCAAGUCAUCCUCGCCUCUCCGCUCCAGUUCUCCAACCUGGUCAUCGAUCCUGCGCCUGCACACGUCCCUGACCAGAUACCCUACGUCAACCUACACGUUACUCAUUUCGCGACGCCUCUUAAACUCUCUCCCGCAGCCUUCAACCUUGCACCAGAAGCCCAGGUCCCGCAAGCUAUUCUGACUACCAUCCCCGCGACUGAGUCCUACCCGCAUAAUGGCACCACCUUCAAUGGUAGCCCGGGCUUCUUCAGCAUCUCAAUCCUCAAAUCUCUCAUCAACCCUCGCUCAUCCACAGCCCGUCAGGAAUACAUUUAUAAAAUCUUCUCCGACGAACCCGUCUCCGCCGCCUUCCUGUCCAAAUACUUAGGCGUGAAGGUCACCAGCGAUGAGAUCGAAGGAAAGGCAGACCCGGACGCGAAUGUGAGCUGGAUCCAUCACAAGCUGUUCCAAUCAUACCCACAUGAAUUACCACGGCUCACGUUUGAAGAGCUCAAACUCGACGAAGGGCUAUGGUAUACCAGCGGGAUAGAGAGUUUCAUUAGUACAAUGGAGACGAGUGCAUUGAUGGGCCGGAAUGUAGCACGGUUGAUUGCUGAUAACUUUGUGGGAGGGAAAGAUGGGUGGGGAGUUGAGGAUACAGAGGAAAGGCAGCGCGCGUUUGAGUGGAAAUAUGGGGGACUGCAGCAACCCGCCGGACAGCAGCCCAUGCAUGAGCGAGAAGGUGUGCACUGA